Molecule: messenger RNA, 3480 nt
Organism: Physcomitrium patens
Lineage: Eukaryota; Viridiplantae; Streptophyta; Bryopsida; Funariales; Funariaceae
Product: MA3 DOMAIN-CONTAINING TRANSLATION REGULATORY FACTOR 1
Biological process (GO): negative regulation of DNA-templated transcription
Source: RefSeq, a predicted model, not a curated record
GAGAAUCAGAAGCAGCAGCAGCGAUGGCAGGGCGACGACGAGGUGCAGAGCGACGUAGAUGACGACUGUGGUGGAUUGAUUCGUAGCCUGGCUGCUGGUUCCUUUCCUUCAUCGCGGUGUCAAGUAGACCUAGAAAGAGAGAGAGAGAGAGAGAGAGAGAGAGAGGAUGGCAGAUGGCGGACGCAAGAAGCAUCUAUCCGCAUUUAGAACUAGGGUUCAGAUAAGCGUCCGUGGUCGAUGAGUCAGCAGCUGCUACUGCUCUCCUCCAUUAGCCCUAACUGACAACGUCCAUCCUCGCCAUCUCCGCUGUUGCUAUCGAAGAGGAGGAGAAGGAAGAGAAGGAGGAGAAGAAGCGGAGCUGCAUCUCAAUUCCCUCGCGCACUGUUCUCUGCCGUUACUUGCGCGCACACAGACACACAGACACACACACACACACACACACAGAGUCAAGUUACACUGACAGGUUUUGAUUUUCGUGGAGAGCGAAGACAAGUGUCUGCGAUCGCAAUUGUGUACAGCUGGUCUUGUGGGUUGGCGACGCCAGCCCUCCCUCCUGCUUCGGCUUCAUUCCAUUGUUGGUGAAGCCGAGGGAAACACUGUUUGCAACACUCUGCUUAACGCACUUUGAGCACUGCCAAUUCAGAACAGCGAUCCACCGUCGAGGUCUAUCAUAAAAUGUCUUCGCCUGGAUUUCUCUCUGAUGAGCAGCGGAAGUUGAUGAGAUCGUUAUCUCAUGGACGAGAUAGUAUGCCUGAAGGGAAGAAGUUUGUAAGAACAGUUUCUCACGGGCAGCACGCAAUGCCUGAACUUGCGGGGUCGCCAGAGAAACAUGAAAAGUCUGGCGUGAAGCUCGUUUCAGUUGGCAGUGCAGAGGUCAAAAGGGACCGACAUUCUCAUUCUGGAAAGAAUGGAAGACCCAAGAAAGGUGGUGGAGGUGGGAAAGGCACUUGGGGUAAGCUUCUAUCCGCUGACGGUGAUAUUGAGGUGGAUAGGAACGACCCGAAUUACGACAGUGAAGAGGAGCCCUAUCAACUGGUGGGAGCACCAGUUUCGCAGUCUUUGGAAGAAUACAAAGAGAAGGUCGUAAGCCUCAUUGAGGAGUACUUUGCGUCAGGUGACGUUUUAAGUAUGGCCACUGAUUUGAGUAACCUUGGGUCCCCCAAUUUUCAUCAUCACUUCGUGAAAAAGCUCAUUUCCAUGGCGAUGGAUCACCAUGACAAGGAGAAAGAGAUGGCUUCUGUUCUGCUUUCAGCACUAUAUGCUGAUGUAAUACAGCCGGACCAGCUGGCCAAAGGGUUUACGAACCUCCUGGAGUCGGUGGAUGACCUUAUCUUGGAUAUUCCAGAGGCCGUUGAUAUUUUGGCAAUCUUUUUGGCCCGCGCUGUGGUUGAUGAUAUCUUGCCCCCUGCGUUCUUGUCUAAGACAAUGAAGGUAUUGGCAGAGGGCUCUCAAGGACUUGCGGUUAUUCAAAAAACUGAAAAGAGCUAUUUGUCAGCGCCUCAUCACGCUGAAGUAAUUGAGCGUAAAUGGGGUGGUAGCACGCACACUACAGUUGCUGAAGUGCAGGCUAAGAUUGUUGCUCUUCUCAAGGAGUAUGUGGAAAGUGGUGAUAAUGCCGAGGCAUGCCGAUGCAUCCGCGAACUGAACGUACCGUUCUUCCAUCAUGAAGUGGUGAAGAAGGCACUCGUAUUGGCUAUGGAAGAGCCAGCAGCUGAAGGGAAGAUUUGGUCUCUUCUUAAAGAGGCUGCAGAGGAGGGUUUAAUCACUUCAAGUCAAAUGUCGAAAGGGUUCACUAGGAUCUCCGACUCUAUUCAUGAUCUUGCUCUUGACAUUCCUCAAGCCAAGGAAAAGUUGGAGACAUUCACAACGAAGGCCGUUGAGGAGGGGUGGGUUAGCGCACCAUUUUCUCGGGCAGUGGUCUCAGAGCUUAUGGCAGGCUCUGCGGAGUCGCAGGAAGCCCGGGCUUUCAAGGCCCAGGCGACAAAUAUUAUUCAGGAGUAUUUCCUGUCUGCUGACAUUAAUGAGGUGGUAACAAGCUUGGAGGAUCUGGCAGCUCCUGAUUACCAUGCUGCGUUUGUGAAGAGGUUGAUUACGCUGGCCAUGGACAGGAAGUAUCGGGAAAAGGAAAUGGCUUCUAUUUUGGUUUCUGAAUUGUAUGCAGAGGUGAUAUCGAUUGCAAGCAUAGCAAGAGCAUACACACUGCUACUCCAGUCUGCAGAGGACACUGCCUUAGAUAUCCCCGACGCAGCCAAUGAGCUGUCCUUGUUUCUAGCCCGUGCUGUGAUUGAUGAUAUCUUGGCCCCUCUGUAUCUUGAAGAGAUUAGCGAGCAGCUUGCUGAAGGAUCUCUUGGUAGGGAAAUUGUACGUAUGGCCCAGUCUGUGCUCUCUGCACGGCAUGCAGGAGAGCGCAUUUUACGUUGCUGGGGUGGAGGUGGAACUGGGGAAGCUCUAGAAGAUGCAAAGGAUAAGAUCAAGUCGCUUCUGGAGGAGUUUGAGGCAGGGGGUGAACUAGGCGAGGCUUGCCAAUGUAUUCGUGAUCUUGAUAUGUCUUUCUUCCAUCACGAGGUUGUGAAGAAAGCCGUAGUGAUGGCCAUAGAGAAAAACAAUCCCCGCCUUCUCAUGCUACUUCAGGAAUGCGCUAACGAGGGACUUAUUACUACCAGUCAAAUGACCAAGGGUUUUAGUCGAGUGAUGGAUGCACUUGAUGAUCUUUCCCUUGAUAACCCUGGUGCAAAGGAUAAAGCAGCUCAGUAUGUGGAACAGGCCAAGAAGGAGGGCUGGUUGAAGUCUAGCUUCGGUGAAACUGAACCUGCUUCUAACGGCACUAAAAGUGUGAGCCACUGAGCCUGCAAUUAGCCACUCUCGUGCUGUGCCUUUUCACCCGGACUGUGACCUGUAGAGUACUUGCACGAAUUGGUUAUUGAUCUGGAGUAAGAAACUAGCAGCCCUACUGGCCUCUCUCAUGUUGAUACUAGGUUCUGGCGGUGGCGACUGGGUGGCACGACACUAUCGUACCAUUUUUGUGUACUGGGGUACGUUUGCAUUUCCGUCUCCUAUUCCUAGUGGAAAGCCUUCCGUCUAUAGACGAAGGUCCCUUGGAUCUUCAAAACGCCAGAUCUUCACACGUUGUGCAUUUGUUGCAACUCCGUUUGCAGUUUUUUCUGGACAGCUCUGUCCCUGCCCAGAUCGAGGCAGUAUCCAGGCUCUGCAAUUGAACAAUAUGCACGUAGGUUGUUCCCUGGUUGACAGGCAGACAAUAAAUUCCUGUUAUCAAGUAGUCUUUGUAGCUUUGCUUUCAUGUUUUAUGAAUAGUUGUACAGUUCAAGUUUAAACCAGAGUUCCACAGAAGGUGCCUCCUUUGAUCAGCUACUCUUGUUCAUGGUUUGAAGAUUUUAUGGUUGAUGGACAGUGGUUCUGACAUUAUUGACGCUUUAAUGUCAUUAAUACAUGUGGAUACGACACCAACUAUCCUGUGGGUAA